ACACUUCAUAGUGUUAUUAUUCUUAGUGUUGUGGUAUAUGAUCCACGAUUGAACCUCUCCCAACAACUCGAGUUAUUGGGAUCAACUGGUUCUUGAUAUGGUAUCAGAACCUUCUGUGACCGAGAGGUCUUGUGUUCGAUUCUCGGUGACCCCAUUUGUUAAGUACAUGGUAUUCUUGUCUUCAGAUCUGUGCAAACUUCAAGCCCUUGUGAGUGGCUUUCGUUUGAGGGGGGUGUUAGUGUUGUGGUAUAUGAUCCACGAUUGAUCCUCUCCCAACAACUCGAGGAUAUACGUACGUGACAGAAUCAUCAGAAACUGAACCUUACUGCAUGCAUUCUUGGCCCAUUAUAUUUACGUACGUAGUAUAUACUUGAGAAUCAUAAGCAGUUAAGCUGUACAAGAUUCUCUUAGAUACUAUAUGUGUUUCUGCUCUAAACUUAUAUUACCAUACAUCUGUGCAACAGUUGAUACACAUUAGCCUAAUUAAAGGCUGCGAUCAUAUGCUUUAAUUUAAUCGUAUAUUACCAUAUCUGUUCUCCAUCAAUAAGCGAUUAAGCCGUACAAAGAUUCUCUUAGAUACUAUAGGUAUCUCUAGUACAUGUUUCUGCAUGCUGAUCUGAUCUUCGUUCCCCAACUCUCCAUUUCGAAGUUGUCAACCCCCGGUUUACCGUUUACCCCGGUCUAGGCGAUGAGCUAUUGGUCCGACCGUUUUUGUCCGGUUUACUCCGGGAAAAAAAGUCAUUGUAUUGUUAAUACUCGUAAAAAGUCAUGUAUAAAACCUAUGUAACAUAUACCAUAACCAUUGCAUGAAGCAAAGUGGCCUUCUGGAGUGAAAGUUCGUCGACCGAUUUCGAUCGCGUUGGAGCCAACUUUGCACCAGGUUGAGGUGGGUUUGAUGAAUCUAUGCGAAGCCCAAAGCAAGUGUGUGCCGCCCAUUUUUCCCACUGCGUCAACCCACGGUUCGACCCCGGGCCGGUUAACAACCUUGCUCCAUUCCCUGUUGAUCUCUCCAUUUGAAAUACUACUAUGCUAACGUCUCUCUGCAUAAUCACUUGAAAGAUCCCCAUGAACAAAUCAAGGUUCCCCGUCAUUAAUAAUUACCCUAAUAUUCUCACAAUAAUAUCACAUCCCCUAAUCAAGCAAAACUUUGAUUCCGACAUUAAUUUCCCCUCCAUCUCUCCCACCCUACACAAUAUAUAAAUCCCAAGUCCUCACUGUCAAUAAUCAAAUCAAGUCCUCCAUUCCUUUCCCUCGAGAUCACACUUUCACACAAUCAAACAACCAUGGCCGCCACAACCACCACCUUCACCCUCCUCCUCCUCCUCCUCGUCGCCGCUCCCAACGCCGCAAAAGGCAACAGCUUCACCGUCGAACUAAUCCACCGCGACUCAACCCGCUCCCCCUUGUCCCACCCCGACCUCUCCAAACCUCAGAGAGUCCGAAACGCCGCGGCUCGAUCCAUCGACCGAGCCCGCUUCCUGGAGCGCAGGCUCGGGCUCUCGUCCUCCGUGUCCCCGAUGGACGCCGAGGCGCCCGUGACAGCCGACAGCGGGUCCUACCUUGUCCACGUGUCGCUGGGGACCCCGGCGUUCCCCAUCGUCGCCAUCGCCGACACCGGGAGCGACGUCAUCUGGACCCAGUGCGAGCCCUGCACCGACUGCUACACCCAGACCGCCCCGAUGUUCGACCCCAAAUCCUCCACCACGUACAGGGAGAUCUCCUGCUCCUCGGAAACCUGCACCUCGCUCACCGACGAAGGCACCUCUUGCUCUAGCGACGUUUGCCACUAUCAGGUAACGUAUGGGGACGGCUCUAACACGAGCGGCGACAUGGCGACGGAAACCCUAACCCUCGACUCCACCGCCGGCCGGAAAGUGGCCCUACCGAAAACCAUCUUCGGGUGCAGCCACGAGGGCGAGGGAACGUUCUCCCCCAACGCCUCGGGAAUCGUGGGACUCGGCGGCGGAGCCGCCUCCCUCGUCAGCCAGUUGGGGUCCACCACGGGCGGGAAAUUCUCCUACUGCCUCGCCUCAUUCGGCGACGACACCCCAAGCACACUCACCUUCGGCCAAUCCGCCGCCGUUUCGGGCGGCGUGUCCACCCCGCUCCUCACCGACCCUAGAAAUCCGACUUUUUACUUCCUCCGCCUCGACGCCAUCAGCGUCGGGACCAAGAAGAUCGCCUUCACCGGCCGCGGCGGCGGCGGCUCGUCCGGGGGAAACAUCAUCAUCGACUCCGGGACCACGCUGACGAUCGUGCCGAAGGGUGUGCUGUCCGAGCUGGCGGAUGCCGUCAGCAGCCAGGUCAGCGGCGGAACGCCCGUGCAGGUGCAAGGGCUGGACACCUGUUUCGAGGUGGAGGAUUCGGGAAGCUUCGAGGCGCCGACUUUGACCAUGCAUUUCGACGGCGGCGCUGACGUGGAGCUGAAGACCGGGAACACGUUUGUUGAGGCGGAGGAGAACGUGGUGUGCUUGGCGUUCGCCGGCUCGGCCUCGCUGGCGAUCUAUGGGAACGUGGCGCAGCAGAAUUUCAGGGUUGGGUACGAUUUGAAGGGAGAGACUCUGUCCUUCAAGCCCGCGGACUGCACUGCUGGCUCUUCCGCCUAGGCUAAUAUUAGAUUCAUUAGUUGGUUUAUUGAAUUUAGUUCAGAAUAACUUGUUUUAUUAUUGUGUGGUUUGAUUAGUUGGAUAGUGAUAACAUUGCACUAUUGUUAUUUCUAGCUACUAGAUUUGUGUCCGUCCGUUGGUUGGAUGAAUAACAUCGAUAAUAUAAACAAUUUUAUAAAUGAUUGUGAAAUCAAGCUUUUUUUUUUUUUUUUGCUACAAUAAGAGAAUCAGUAUUAUUCAAUUACAGAAAUAUAAUAAAAGGAACAUACAUGCUGAUCAUUCAUAAUCAUAUAAGUCUUCAUAAAAAAGUAAAAAUACAUAGGAAAUUUAUUCCUAAAAAUUUUGUAAUCAGGUCGCUUCAAUCUAAUGCUCAAUGUAAGAAAUUAUUUCAAAAUUU
Linum trigynum is the source of this 3003-nucleotide messenger RNA. NCBI's taxonomy places the organism in Eukaryota, Viridiplantae, Streptophyta, Magnoliopsida, Malpighiales, Linaceae. The record is from the annotation of a GenBank genome assembly.